This is a messenger RNA of Thlaspi arvense, 1453 nucleotides long. The record is from the annotation of a GenBank genome assembly. NCBI's taxonomy places the organism in Eukaryota, Viridiplantae, Streptophyta, Magnoliopsida, Brassicales, Brassicaceae.
GUUUAAUCUUCGUAUUUCCUCUUUCGCGCUCCUAUCAUUUUUUUUGUUUGUUUUGUUAAAGACUCACUCUCCUAUCUUCCUUCAUGCCGGUGAGUUGAGUAUUUAAUAAUUUGUAAAAUCAAUUUAAAACGAAUCUUUAUAUAAUUGAUUACAAGCUUAGUUUUCCUUAGUGGGUCUUAACUCUUUUGCCUUUAUUUCCCCCUCAAGACAAAAAAAGAGAGCGACAAACACUUUCUGUCUUAGUUUUGUUUCCUCUGCUUCUCUCUCUCCCUCUCUUGAUUUUUCAAUCCCUUUUUCAUAUAUUGUAGUUUCUUUUCAACAUUCUCAAGCUAAAAAAUGCCAUUAGAGGCAGUUGUAUACCCGCAAGAUCCAUUCGGAUACCUCUCUAAUUGUAAAGAUUUCAUGUUCCACGACUUGUACUAUCAAGAAGAGGUAGCCGCUCAAGAUACGAAGAACAACAUUAAUAAGCUAGAACAAGAACAGAGCUUUGUAGAAAAUAAUAAGGAAGAAGAUCGUCAAUGGCGAGACUCAGACUAUCAUCAAUACCCUUUAAUCCCAUCGUUGGAAGAAGAUCUAGGUCUUCCCGCCAUUGAUAUGGGAGAUCAUCCUCCUCUGCAGCAGCGGAGAAAGAGGAGGAGAACGAGGAGCAACAAGAACAAGGAAGAGAUUGAGAACCAGAGAAUGACUCACAUCGCCGUCGAGAGAAAUCGCCGGAAACAGAUGAACGAGUACCUCGCUAUUAUCCGUUCUCUAAUGCCGUCGUCAUAUGCUCAAAGGGGAGAUCAAGCGUCGAUAGUAGGAGGAGCCAUCAACUACGUAAAGGAGUUAGAGCACAUCUUACAAUCUAUGGAGCCUAGGAGAAACACGACCACGACCCAUGAAGCCGAUGCAAGCACUAGCUCGUUGGUGGGUCCCUUCUCAGAUUUUUUCUCUUUCCCUCAAUAUUCGACGACGAAGUCACCAUCUUUAACCGAAAGCUCAUCUUCACCGGCGGAGAUAGAAGUUACGGUGGCGGAAGGCCACGCAAGCAUCAAGAUAAUGGCGAAGAAGAAGCCAAGGCAGCUUCUCAAGCUCGUAGCUUCUAUACAGAGCCUAAGGCUCACUCUUCUUCAUCUCAAUGUCACUACUCUCGACAACUCCAUUUUCUACUCCAUCAGCGUCAAGGUUGAAGAAGGGAGCCAACUGAAUACCGUGGACGACAUUGCAACAGCUUUGAAUCAAAUCAUAAGGAGGAUUCAAGAAGAGUCAUAAUUUAGCAUAUAGAUUGUACUAGUAAUUAAUUUUAUAUAUUUCCUUUUAUAAAUAUAUUUCUUUUGAAAUAAUUGAGAUACAAAAUUAUCUAAUAUACGUACUUUUCAUGUUUCUCUUCUUAUGUAAGUUUCAUUUUUGUCUCCUGUAAUGAAUCGGUUGUUUUUGGCUUCAAUUCUAUGUCAUAAAAAAAAUUACAAAGCAA